UGGGGCAAUCUCGAGACCAUUAUGCGGACAAGACUAGUGUAUUAACUUCUAGAGGUUUUACAUACAGUUUAAGUACGUUUUGUCUUUGUAUCUGAUCCGAACAAGUGAAUUAUUUGAAGAUUUUGUCCGCAAACUAUUCAGUCUUGCGAAGACGAGUCUAUAAUAACAAAGGAACCGAAAAUCUUAGUUGGAGUCUUGAAUCUUUUUUUAGUAUCCUACAAACUGGCAAUGGAAGAUUCGGACACGAAAGCAAUUCUUCCCGAAGAUACUCUAUCGUCUGUAGACGACGAAAUACGGAUAAAUGACACAUUUUGUAAUAACGAGGAGGUUGAGAAUAAGGGACACAUUUGCUAUAGACGGCCGCCGUUCGCUUGCCCGCUUUCGGUUUCUGUUGAACCCGUAUUGUUCUUAUCGAUGUUCUCGCUGUCACUUCAGUGGCCGCUGUCGACGCAGUACCUAUGGGACCGCAUCAGUGAAGACGUAGGUUACAACGGAACAAAAGGAGGGGGAUGUGCCAACACUUCUGGGCCCCCAGACCCACUUCAAAAGGAGGUAGAGACCCUGACAGCCCACUGGAACCUGUACAUCAACUUGGGAGGAUUUGCAGUGGGGCUGUUUGUGGUGACUCUGCUUGGCUCCUGGAGUGACCAGGGGGGCCGUCGGCCCGUGCUCAUCCUGCCCAGCCUGGGUCUGGCCCUGCAGGCUGGGGUCUACCUGCUGGUCAUGUACCUCAAGCUGCCCGUGGCCUGGUUCCUCCUGGGCAGGCUGCUCUCGGGCCUCUCAGGUGACUUCAACACCAUCCUGGCAGGCUGCUUUGCCUAUGUGGCUGACACCAGCGACAGGGGCUCCCGGACCUUCAGGGUGGCAGUGCUGGAGGCCUGUCUGGGACUGGCUGGCAUGCUGGCCAGUAUCAUAGGGGGGCAGUGGCGUCGGGCACAAGGGUACAUUAACCCAUUCUGGCUGGUGCUGGCCACUAACCUGGCUGCUGCCCUCUAUGCCUACCUGUUUGUACCCGAGUCCGUCACCCCUGACCCCAGUGCCAAACUCUUUACCACCCGUCACCACCGUGCCGUCUACCGCCUCUACUCUGCACUAGGCGAACCCACCGAGGUCGGCAGUUACACAAAAUGGAGGAGGUACAAACUGUGGCUCUACAUCUUCUGCUUCUUCCUGGUGGUGACGGUCCACUUUGGCAGCCGCGAGCUGUUUGUUCUAUAUGAGCUGAGCUCUCCGCUGUGCUGGGGCCCAGAGCUGAUUGGCUGGGGGUCUGCAGCUCAGAACCUGGCCUACCUCAGCAGCCUUCUGGGGUUGAGGACCUUGCAGCGAUGCCUAGAGGACUCCUGGGUGUCUCUGGUGGGACUGGCCUCAAACAUGACCGGCCUGGUGGUCAUCUCACUGGCCAACACUACGGAACUCAUGUUCACAGGCUAUGGGCUGUGCUUCCUCUACAUGGUAGCCACUCCAGUCCUCAGGGCCAAGCUGUCCAAGCUGGUGGGGCCUGAAGAACAAGGUGCGUUGUUUGCGUCGGUGGCCUGUGUGGAAGGGCUGUGUUCCCUGGUGGCCAGCAGCCUCUUUAACUCUCUCUACCCAGCCACCCUGCACAUCAUGAAGGGAUUCCCCUUCCUGUUCGGAGCCCUCCUCCUCCUCAUCCCCACAGGGAUCAUUGGGAUAGUUGAGUGUCGGGAUCAGAGGACAGACAGAAGAGAAGACUCUGCAACAUCCUGACACUGACAGACAGACAGACAGACAGACAGACAGACAGACAGACAGAUGGGUAGUAGAUAAACUUCCUCACAUCACAGCGUGAGCCUGGAAGGCCACAGCCUCUACUGCCCUACAUACACCUUUUUACCAGUGUGCUGGAGAGGUAGCUGACUGUCAUUAGACCACACAGAUUUUGGAUUCCGUGGCUUCAACACCAAAAGACCAAGACCAAAAACCUGGAAUCAUCCGCCAACCCACCAUAUCAGACAUCACUGUGCACUACGUCAUCUGAGACUAGAAGAGAAAGAGGUCUGAGUUCUCUGUUGUAUGAACUGAAAACCUAAUGUGAGCUGACAUACAAUUGUGGUCAAAUAAUACCCACAGUACUAUAUCAAACUAUCCAAGGGCAGGCAGAAAAUACAUGAAAUUCAAUAACAGUGCAUCUCAAUGUCACCAUAGCAUGCGAGCAGCAGAUAGAUCGACUUUAGCCCAACUUGUCCAGACUCAACCAUUAGUAUCUCUGAACAAAACGAGACCCAUCCGCUUCUAACAGCAGUCAGGGAGUACUGAGUUACACUGCUUACAGUUUACUGUCAUCCCUCCAUUCAACAGAUAACCCAGUCUAACCCCUUAAGUGCCCUAACACAGCAACCCUGUCACCCCUCCAUACUAUACAAUAGAUAGGCAAGUAAGUGUGUGUGUGUGUGUGUGUGUGUGCCAGUGUGCCAAUAGAUGGCCUAGUCUAAACUCCCUGCUCCCUAAAGUGUUCUCACAUAGCAACACAUGAUAACCCCCCAGCACAAGGCCAAAGCUAGCUCACACACACCACACACACUGUCCUGGGUUCAACCCUGAGUAGCACAGGGGGCAACCAGAUAUCUUCUAACACAUUUAAAAGGAUGCAACAGAAACGGAGGGGUUGCGGACAGGGGGAGAGUUGAAGCAUUACUGUCACUCAGUAUUUGGGUGAUAUAUUUUGAUUUGCUGUUAGGGAGAAGUAAGGCCUGUGAUAUGCCUACUGGCUUUCUGUCUUCUGAAAUCAUGUAACCAAUGUGUUCAAUGCACUGACUGGAAGUUGCUUUGGAUAAGAGUUUCUGCUCAGUAUUGUGAAUUGAUUUUAAUGUCUGCACCGUACAGUAUUACUGAUUUUUAAAUACUGUGAAUGAUAUUUAUCAUCUUUAGAAAAUGGUACGAAUGAAUGAUUGAAUCAUGCCAAUGAUAUAUUUGACACUUAAAGUUAAGUGGCUUCUUAUGAAAUAUUAUUGCCUCAUAAAACAUUUAUAGCAUCUUGUAGAUGCUGAUGUGGAAAGCCAAUUAUAUAUUUGAUAACAUUUAAUUGGCUUCUUAUGAAAUGUUAUUGCCUUAUAAAACAUUUAUAGCACCUUGUAGAUGCAGAAGUGGAACAUAUGAAACUCUACAAUAAAUAAAGCAAGCCACAAAAGGUCAUGGUAUAUGAUGAGUGUUUCACAACUAAAGGCCUUCUGCCUCAUGUCUUACUGAUUUAGUAUACAGUUUCAUAAUACCAUUGAAUCCAUUAGCUGCUAUGAAUAUGUUCAUAAUAAUAAUAAGGCAAUAUAACGCGUCAUAAGAAUCCAUUUCAAGUACAGUGUUGCACUGUAUUUUAAUGCACAGAAAGAUUCACAGAUUUACUGUAUCCUUUUUGUUGCGGCACUAUAUUGUAAAAUGACAACAAUGCCUAAAUCUUGAAGUCCAACAUGUCUAUGUAUACAGUAUUUAGUCAACAUACCUAUAUUAAGAGCAACACAUAUAUUAAGGCAACAGGGGAAAUAGCCCAGAAGAGCCAUCAAAUCAGUGUCAAGAUAUACCUAGCAGUGCUGAGAGCAAAUACGGAAGCUUGGGACUGAGGUGACAUUUUUUGUUUUCCUUCCCCCCACACUGUUUAGUACUGUGUGUACACAUAAGUAUCUACUGUACAUCACUAACAGAUAUGAAUCCACAAAACCAACACCUCACUAAUAACCUAAUAAUUCCAUGUUUAAAGUAAAGUGUUAGCAUUCCACUUCAUUUAAUUAUAAAUACAAUAACUUGGUGAUUUUAUCACUUCUGUGCUCAUUUUGCAACACUUACAUUUAAAUUUACAUUCUACAUUGUGACAUUAAUUCAUUGAUAUCAUGAACAACUCCUUCAUGUAUGUAUUUUCCAAUGUUUGAUCAGAGAUCUUUUAUCAGAGUAUCUCUUGUCACAUUGAUCACAGCUAUGAGGUUUAAACUGAUAAUCAGAAACUGCAUGAUUGUUUUGUUAGAUGUUUUUCGGAUCAUGUCACAGAUAAUAGUAUAGACCUCAAAUGAUUUAGACAGGGGUGGUGCAUGCUGGUCUAAAAAAGAUCCUCAAUGUGAGCCAUGUAUACAGUAUUUAGCGCUGCCCUCAAUGUGAUAUCAUUUAUCUACUGAAUUGCUUCUAUCCAAUAAAUACAAGCCAGUGAACUAAG
Messenger RNA from Oncorhynchus masou masou (cherry salmon), 4153 nucleotides. It is a transcript of the gene slc46a1, whose product is annotated as solute carrier family 46 member 1. The record is from RefSeq and is a predicted model, not a curated record. The coding region runs from base 229 to 1725 and encodes 498 amino acids. NCBI's taxonomy places the organism in Eukaryota, Metazoa, Chordata, Actinopteri, Salmoniformes, Salmonidae. Gene Ontology annotation, biological process: transmembrane transport. Gene Ontology annotation, molecular function: transmembrane transporter activity. The transcript is spliced from 7 exons. Gene Ontology annotation, cellular component: plasma membrane.